CACAUUGACACAGCAGUAUUUGGGGAGGCGCUGCCGACCCGCUGCUCCCAGAGAUGGCAGUAGAGCCGUAACUGACUGCGGGGCCUGUGCGGUGACCAGCGGCCCUGACGUUACUGAACCACGGACUGCAGUAAAGCAGCGCAGAGCCGGGAAAAAAAGUGCAGCCAUGGGACACAGAGUAGGCUGAACAGGACGGCCUAGCUAGACACAUCUGUCGAGUGAGCUGCUGAUGUUGCCUGGUUUCUCUAUGUAAGGCUUCCCACUGUGGCGAAUGUCAUGGCCACGGCCUCAUCAAGAGCAGAGACUAGCCAUAACCACAGACGCACAUCCCAGCUCCAUGCCAUUGUGUCAUGUGCCAAACUCAAGAGAAAGAAGAGCGUUUUCGGCGCUGCCAUUUAUGUGGAGGUGACAGCAGAGGGAGAGACCCGGCGCACGACCAAAUCUCACAGCUCCUCCAACCCAAAAUGGGACGAGAGGCUCACUCUGACUGUAACGCCACACACGCAGGUGAAUUUCAAAGUAUGGAGCCACCACACCCUGAAAGCAGACGCUCUGCUGGGCAAAGCAACGCUGGAUCUCACUCAGGCACUGGAACAGCACGACAGAAAAUUGGAAAACGUGAAGGAGGUGUUGAAGCUGAACGGGGAGCAGAAGGGGGUUUCCAUGCCUGUUGGCGAGCUGACUGUGUACCUUGAUGGCCUGACUGUCUCUGAUCAGGAGGAACUGGCACCGCUGACCAAUGGCGGCACAGCAAACGGCACCAGUGAGCUCCCUACUUAUGUUAGGGAAGUCCAGCAGAAUGGUGACGCCAUUCAUGAAAACGGGGACUCUUCUUCCUCUUCUUCAAGGGCUGCUAACAGCACCAUGAAUGGAGCAGACCUGGGCCAGCGGUCCGGUUCCUGCUCAGCCUCCAGUGGUGCAGAUGGUCAGGUGCCUUCCAGUUCCUGCAGCCCUCCUCUCCAUCAUGUCCCCAGCCUGACUAAUGGAGAUGCAACAGCCAACUCCACCCCAGUACACCAACCUCCAGACAGAGACCCAGACGCCAGAAUGGUGAAUGGAAACUCCUCUGAGACUGUUCCCAGGCAAUCUUCAGCAUCUAGAAGGGAAGCACAGCCCUCUACAGGUGACAAUGAAGAGAGCGCUCUAGAUGCUUCCCUGCCAAAUGCUGAACCAUCCCCAACCGGCUCCUCCCGGCCUCCUCCAGCUUCCACACCUUCUCCAGCAUCGUCUGUCGCUGCUAAACCUGCCGAUGGCACCACUGCUGCUUCAACCACCUCAGCCUCUUCAACCCAGGGGGCUACCACCCUCACCGCAUCCUCAUCAUCGUCCUCUUCCUCCCCUGCGCCAGGAGAAGCGAGUGCCUCAGGAGCUGGAGGCAGUAGCAGCAGCUCAACAACAACUGAUGGGGUGAAGCCCAGGCAACAGGCCCCUAAUGCUCCAGCAUCAGAUCCUCUUCCACCAGGGUAAAAAUCCCAUCUGGAUGCUAAGAUCGU
Molecule: messenger RNA, 1493 nt
Organism: Cyprinodon tularosa
Lineage: Eukaryota; Metazoa; Chordata; Actinopteri; Cyprinodontiformes; Cyprinodontidae
Product: NEDD4-like E3 ubiquitin-protein ligase WWP1
Exons: 9
Coding region: 277-1467 (396 amino acids)
Source: RefSeq, a predicted model, not a curated record